AACAUGGGCCUACAAAAUCCUACGCCACAAUUAAUGAUGUUAUAGACUAUGAUAAAAGCAAAGUGUCAUGAAACGACAUAUUAAAUGUUGUGCGAAAGAAGAACAGGAUCGACUUUCAACAGCACAUUUAUUGGAGGUCGGCGAUGACUGUGUUGAUUACUAUGAUCAAACAGAGAGCAAUGACGGAGUCGGUGCCUGGUCGCAAGAUGCAUGUAGUUACAGGAUUGAUAUUUGCACCAAGGGCAAACUGUCCGGAAAAAUAAUUUCAUAUCAGAGAAGAGAGUGUGCAGAGAAUACAUGUGAUGUCAUAUCGCAAUCUCAGCAUUACAACGACCCUGAGCGGUUCAUUGAACAAUACAGAAGUGACAGAUUGCGCCGUUUCCCCUGUCACACACAUAUCCCUACACAUCCGGGGACAUGGGUGGUGCUGAAAAGCUGCGAGGAAGAGCCCUUCGAUGUUACCAUGCCACCAAUCAGAGGUAAAAACAACAGCGCUACUGGAGACUACUUGGAGCAACAAUAUGCACUUAUAUCUGAAAAAAGAGACACGUUUUCCAAACACAAACAGACGGAUGAAUGUAAAAAGUUAUCUUCUGCAUGUGUUCAAGAUGAUGAAAUGCUCUGUUUUACCUGCCACGCUAUGCUAAGGUCAUUUCAAAAUUGUGGAGACAAGGAGCUGUCCUACUCUGAGCCAAAUGGCACAGUCUACUCACCUAUCAACAACAUGGGCAUCAAGCUGCUGACAGUGCAACAAACACACACCUCGUUGGACGCCUUGCGGAGGAACCAGCGACUCAGGAGCAGCGCUGUCGUCAGGAGGCACCCACGAGCAAAUAAGAGUGCCACCUUAGGGGACAUCUCCCUGUCAACAUUCAAAAACAACGUGGUGUGGUGUAACGGCUAUCGAGAGACCUCUUCCAUGCAGGCCGCCGUUCUCCCUGAUGUUCCCAGUUCUUCAUCCAAGAAAGGAAACAAUAAGGCUAAUGCUUUUACGGUCAAAGGGUUGAGAAGGCUCCCGCCAUGUCAGAAUGGGACCAGGCCUGGCCGCUCCUAUCCCGAGUCAUCUCCUCCCAGUGGGAGAUCCAUCACCCCAGGCACCCAGCUCUCCUCCACCACUCCCUUACCUCCAUCGCACCCCUGGAAGUCCAGCUCUACAUGCUACCUGACCCCUCCAUAGUUGGCACCCACGAAGCCCCUGGUGGUCCAGCAGAGGAAAAAGAGAUGGUGCCCUCUCCAAGACGGUGAGAGGGUUGGCUUUGCAGAGAUUUUGUUGAAACAGAGGAUAAUGGUAUUACAUUAAAUGCAGUUACAUUUUCUAUGCUAAUUCGUAUCAUACAGACGUUUUGCUCCUUGUCCUAAAAGUAAUACAUAGGAAAAGUUAUAAUUGUGUUUCAUUAUGAAAUGUGUUACCUUCUAUGUACUGUGUAAUGAAUUCCCUUUACAAAAAAACAGGUGCACUGCCAACUUUAUCCAUCACCACUAGAGGGCAGCGGUGACUGUUACUAAAAUUUUGAAUCGUGAAUUAUUAUAGUAGGUAAUAAGAACUUCCACUUGUUUCCCUCCAAAUCGAAAAAAUGAGGGGUACAUGUGAAGAUGAGUAACUCAACAUUUGUUUAGAUAUGUAUAUUUCCAACGAGAGUGGAUCAAUUAUGGAACAGAAGAUUUGCAUAUAUUUAAACAGGAGAAUGGUGUGAAAACAUAACAAUCCCAGUUUACUGAUGAAUGGUGAACCUGAUUUCUAUGUUGGCAUAACAUUACUACUACACUGUAUUGGCCAUUGAAUUCACAGUUGACAAGUGUCUACUGAAUUAUAUCAGCACAUAAAUAAAAGAAGAUGGUCUACAAUAUAAGAUCGCGACAGAAUCUCAGGUUACCAAAAUUGCUCACGCUUUUCAAAUGGGCAAGCCAGAGUCAAUCGCUGACCCAGAUCAGAGCUGUGGAUCAUGGAAAAGUUAUUUGUAAUUGAUAAGUCAACUGCUCUGCUUCUGGGCACUUGGUCACCGAGCCAGGUCUCACUUGUCAUGGGCCUAAAUAUAGCCAGUGGCUGUUAACUGAUAGUACUGACAUUAUACAGUGCCUUUGGAAAGUACUCAGACCCCUUGACUUUUUCACAUUUUGUUACGUUACAGCCUUAUUCUAAAAUGGAGGGGGGAAAA
Oncorhynchus gorbuscha (pink salmon) is the source of this 2156-nucleotide messenger RNA. RefSeq lists its product as uncharacterized. Bases 68 to 1177 code for a protein of 369 amino acids. The record is from RefSeq and is a predicted model, not a curated record. Lineage: Eukaryota; Metazoa; Chordata; Actinopteri; Salmoniformes; Salmonidae. The transcript has 5 exons.